Molecule: messenger RNA, 3003 nt
Organism: Acanthocheilonema viteae
Lineage: Eukaryota; Metazoa; Nematoda; Chromadorea; Rhabditida; Onchocercidae
Source: the annotation of a GenBank genome assembly
AUGACUGAUUCAAAGUACUUUACGACCACCAAAAAAGCCCGCAAAGAAGAAGAGUGUAGAGAUUUAUUUCCAGGUGAAAUAUUUGAACUGAAAAACGAAUUGAAUUCGGAUAAGAAGGAAAAGAAGAGGGAAGCAGUGAAAAAAGUUAUUGCAAGCAUGACAGUUGGUAAAGACGUCAGUGCACUGUUUCCGGAUGUGGUGAAUUGUAUGCAAACAGACAAUGUUGAGCUGAAGAAGCUAGUUUAUCUCUAUUUGAUGAAUUAUGCCAAAAGUCAACCAGAUCUUGCAAUUAUGGCGGAUUGUGAGGAUCCAAAUCCGCUUAUUCGAGCAUUAGCUGUACGAACAAUGGGUUGCAUACGAGUUGACAAAAUAACGGAAUAUUUGUGCGAACCGUUACGUAAAUGUAUGAAAGAUGAAGAUCCGUAUGUUCGCAAGACUGCAGCAGUGUGUGUAGCAAAAUUGCAUGAUAUUAACGCUUCACUUGUAGAGGAUCAAGGAUUCGUUGAUUUACUUAACGAUUUACUGAGUGAUUCCAAUCCUAUGGUAGUAGCAAAUGCGGUGGCAGCGUUAGCAGAAAUCAAUGAAUCACACGUUCUUAUCGAGAUCAAUUCGCAAACCAUAAACAAGUUGUUAACAGCAUUAAAUGAAUGUACUGAGUGGGGGCAAGUGUUUAUUCUGGAUGCUCUUUCAUCAUAUCAACCAAAAGAUGAGCGCGAAGCACAAAACAUUUGUGAGCGUAUUAGUCCUCGUUUGGCUCAUGCAAAUGCUGCCGUUGUUCUGUCGACUGUGAAAGUUCUCAUGAAAUUAGUGGAUAUGCUACCGGAAAGUUCGGAAUUCAUUGGGCAGCUAACGAAAAAGCUUGCACCACCAAUGGUUACAUUACUGUCUGCUGAACCUGAAAUUCAAUACGUAGCACUGCGGAAUAUCAACUUGAUAGUGCAGAAAAGGCCAGAAAUUUUGAAACAAGAAAUGAAGGUAUUCUUUGUUAAAUAUAAUGAUCCAAUAUACGUGAAAAUGGAGAAACUCGAUAUAAUGAUUCGUCUUGCACAGCAAAAUAAUAUCAACCAAGUACUAAGCGAGUUAAAAGAGUACGCAACAGAAGUGGAUGUUGAUUUUGUAAGGAAGGCAGUUCGUGCAAUUGGUCGUUGUGCAAUUAAAGUGGAGCAAAGUGCCGAGAAAUGUGUUAGUACCUUGCUGGACUUAAUCCAGACUAAAGUGAAUUAUGUCGUUCAAGAGGCCGUUGUUGUUAUUAAGGAUAUCUUCCGUAAAUAUCCGAACAAAUAUGAAAGUAUAAUUUCUACACUUUGUGAAAAUCUUGAUACAUUGGAUGAACCGGAGGCUCGCGCAUCAAUGAUCUGGAUCAUUGGAGAAUAUGCAGAGCGUAUAGAUAAUGCAGAUGAAUUACUGGAAUCUUUUGUUGAAGGUUUUCAUGAUGAAAAUACUCAGGUUCAGUUGCAACUGCUUACAGCAGUAGUUAAGUUAUUUUUGAAACGGCCGAGUGAAACACAGCAGCUUGUUCAACGAGUAUUGUCUUUGACCACUCAAGACAGUGACAAUCCAGAUUUGCGCGAUCGUGGAUAUAUUUAUUGGCGUUUGUUAAGUGCCGACCCAGCUGCCGCAAAAGAGGUUGUGUUAGCUGAAAAACCGCUUAUUUCGGAGGAAACAGAUUUGCUGGAGCCAUCAUUGUUGGAUCAACUUGUUUGUCACAUUGGUUCGCUAGCAUCUGUUUACCAUAAACCACCAUCAUCUUUCGUUGAUAUCACGAAACAUCCUCUGAGGACUACAAAUGCUGCUACGGGAGCAGCUCAAAUUAUGACAGAGGCUGGUGAUUCGAUGAAUCGACAAAGUGGUGCAACAGACACAGCACAAGCGCCAACAGUAAUACCAUCUCAAGAUACAUUAAUCGCAAAUCUUUUAUCGCUUGACAUAUCGGCACCAACUACUGGCGUCACCACACAUGGUAUGGACUCGUACCAGCCAGCACCGAUGUCUUCCGGUCUCGACGACUUAUUGGGUCUGGGAUCUGAUGGAUUGCUUGGUGAUGUUGGCGGAACAAGUUCAUCACCUAUAAUACCAGCUCAAGUAUCAAUUCCUGAGGCAAAUGCUGGAGGGAUUUUUUGUGCUCCUGCACCAGCACCUGUCACUGCUGCACCUGCAUUUUCUUUUGCGCAGACAACAGUUCCAUCAGCUGGUAUGGCACCAACAGCUCCAAUUACUACCGCUCUUUCCAAUCCAUUCACUAGUUUGAAUGAUCUUUUUGGUGGACCUGUGAUGAGUGCACCAAUUCUCUCAGGUCAAACGGGGUAUGUAGCUCCAAAAACUGUUUGGUUAGAGGCUAGUAAAGGGAAAGGCACACAAAUUGAAGGAACUUUCAUUCGUCGUGGUGGACGAAUUUACAUGGAUAUGGUUUUUACAAAUCGUGCAAUGCAGCCUUUUACUGGAUUUGCUAUCCAGUUUAACAAAAAUUCGUUUGGUUUAAUUCCAGCCGAACCACUUCAAAUAAAUUCACCACUUUACCCGAAUCAGUCAGUACAGACGUUGCUUCCAUGUCAUACAAACGGUCCGGUCCAGAAAAUGGAACCUCUUACUAAUUUACAGGUGGCUAUAAAAAAUGAUGUUGGUGUGUUUUACUUUGCUACCAUCGUACCGCUAAACAUGUAUUUUGAUGAAAGUGGUCAGAUGGAUAAACGAGAUUUUCUGCAAAUGUGGAAGGAAAUACCAGAACAAAAUGAAGUACAGUUUUCUAUCAAUAAUGUCAAAGGUCUUAGCGCAGAUGAUAUAUGUACUAAACUGCAACAGAAUAAUGUAUUCACAGUUGCUCGUCGAAAUGUAGAAGGACAAGAAUUACUCUAUCAUUCCAUCAAGUACACCAAUCAGAUCUACGUUCUUUCGGAACUUAAAAUGCAGGAAAUAUCACAGCCUCUCACAUUAUCUUUGAAAUCGCGUCAUACAGCAGCAACAGCGAAUAUGAAUGACAUAUAUCAGCUGAUUAUUUCUUCUUAA